GCCACGGGGAGCCGGGAGGGCGGCGUGCGACCUCGGCACUUCUCAGCGGGAGGCUGCGGCGCCGCGCGCGCGGGUGGGUGGGAACGUGGCGGACCUACGGGCGCCGCGGCGGGGGCGACAAAGCGCCAUGGCGCCUGCUGUAGCUACGGUAGCCGGUGCCCGUGCCGCGGCGAGGUGAGGGGCGCCUCUGCUCCCCAGCCGAGGAGGCCGCGGUAUGGCCGGGAUCAUUAAGAAGCAGAUCUUGAAGCACCUGUCCCGGUUCACCAAGAAUCUUUCCCCAGACAAGAUCAACUUGAGCACCCUGAAAGGGGAGGGUCAGUUGACCAAUCUGGAGCUAGAUGAAGAGGUUCUGCAGAAUGUGCUGGAACUGCCUACCUGGCUGGCCAUUACCAGGGUCUACUGCAACAGGGCCUCCAUCCGGAUCCAGUGGACCAAGUUGAAGACACAUCCAAUUUGCUUGUGUCUAGAUAAGGUGGAGGUGGAGAUGCAGACCUGUGAGGACCCUCGCCCCCCAAACGGACAGUCUCCCAUUGCCCUUGCUUCGGGACAGAGUGAGUAUGGCUUUGCUGAGAAGGUGGUGGAGGGGAUGUUUAUCAUUGUCAAUUCCAUCACCAUCAAGAUCCACUCCAAGGCCUUCCAUGCUUCUUUUGAACUGUGGCAGCUCCAGGGCUAUAGUGUCAACCCCAACUGGCAGCAGAGUGACCUGCGUCUGACCCGCAUCACCGAUCCCCGUCGAGGAGAGGUUUUAACAUUUAAGGAAAUAACUUGGCAGACACUUCGAAUUGAGGCAGAUGCCACAGAUAAUGGGGAUCAGGACCCAGUUACCACUCCACUGAGGCUCAUUACCAACCAAGGCCGGAUCCAAAUAGCCCUUAAGAGAAGAACCAAAGAUUGCAAUGUGGUUGCCUCCAAGUUGACGUUCCUGCUGGAUGACCUGCUCUGGGUGCUGACUGACUCACAGCUCAAGGCGAUGAUGAAGUAUGCCGAGUCGCUGAGUGAGGCCAUGGAGAAGUCAGCCCAGCAGAGGAAGAGCCUGGCUCCUGAGCCUGUGCAGCUCACUCCACCUGCUCCCAGUGCCCAGCAGACCUGGGCCCAGGCAUUCAGUGGGAGCCAGGGCAACAGCAAUAGCAACAGUAGCAGCAGCCGCCUCAGCCAGUACUUCGAGAGGUUCGACGUGAAGGAAUCUUCCUACCAUCUCCUCAUCUCCCGCCUGGACCUGCACAUCUGUGACGACAGCCCGUCCCGGGAGCCAGGUGUCUCUGCAAACAGACUCACGGGUGGUGCCAUGCAGCUUACCUUCCGCAAGAUGGCAUUUGACUACUACCCCUUCCACUGGGCAGGUGACAGCUGUAAACAUUGGGUGCGUCACUGUGAGGCCAUGGAGACCCGAGGCCACUGGGCCCAGAAACUGGUGACGGAGUUCCAGAGUAAGAUGGAGAAGUGGUAUGAGGAGAGCAGUCUGAAGCCGCCCUGGCAUCUGGCUGUAGACUCUGCCUUCCGGAAGAAAGCAGAUUCUUUCUCUAGUCCAGGAAAGAGCCCUCUUGACAAAAGCCCUUCUCAGGGCUGGCAGGCUGCCUUUGGCCCUCCAGCGUGGAAUCGCUUACGCUCUAGCUGCCUGGUUGUACGAGUGGAUGACCUGGACAUCCACCAGGUUUCCACAGCCGGACAGCCAAGUAAGAAGCCAUCCACUCUGCUCUCCUGCAGCCGCAAACGCCACCACCUCCCGACUCAGGUGGCUGCUAUCCAUGUGCAGUUCACAGAGUAUUACUUCCCAGAUAACCAGGAGCUUCCAGUCCCUUGUCCUAAUCUCUACAUCCAGCUAAAUGGUCUGACAUUUACUGUGGAUCCCGUCAGCUUGCUGUGGGGAAACCUCUUCUGUCUAGAUUUAUACCGCAGCUUGGAGCAGUUCAAAGCUAUCUAUAAACUGGAAGAUUCAAGGCAAAAAGAUGAGCACUUGGACAUUCGAGUGGAUGCAUUCGGGAUGAAGGUGAGCUUCCCGCUGGAGAGGAGAGAGCAGGCACAACUGCACCGUCCCCAAGCACUUGUCUUCUCUGCGUCCAGCACGGUUGCCACCAACACCCGGCAUGCCCCGCACUGUAGCUGUCCGGACCUCCAGAGUCUCUUCCGGGGUUUUGCUGCUGCCGAGUUCUUUCGUUCUAGUUCCAGUCACUUCCCUAAGGUCCCAGGGGGCUUCAGCCUUCUGCACAUGCUCUUCCUGCACCAUGCUUUCCAGAUGGAUUCCCUCCCAGCUCAGCCUAGCUCCCUCCCUCCUCAGAGGCCUGCGGCCUCUCAGGAUCUUUGGUCUCUGCACUUCACCCAGAUCUCCUUGGACUUUGAAGGCACAGAGAACUUCAAAGGCCAUACCUUGAAUUUUGUGGCCCCUUUCCCCUUGUCCAUUUGGGCCUGCCUUCCUCUCCGUUGGCAGCAAGCCCAGGCACGGCGGCUCCUUUUGGCCUCAGAGGGGAGGCUAAAACCGUCAGCCAGCUUUGGCAGUCCUGUGCGGUCUGAAGCUCUAGCUCCUGAGUCUGUGUCCCAUCAGAGGUCGAAGACUGAACGAGACUUAAAAAGCCUGUCAGGAUUGACGGAAACCCCAGAGGUUCUGAGGGAAGGUGAUGCCGGUGUGGACUACAAAGGGCAUGUGGCGGAGCUGGAGGGUGUGGCGAAUGUUCAUAUGCUAGUACACUCCCCUGCCCACGUCCGAGUGAGGCUCGACCACUACCAGUACUUGGCUCUGCUUCGCCUCAAGGAGGUGCUUCAGGGGCUUCAGGAGCAGCUGACCAAGGAUACAGAGGCCAUGACUGGGUCUCCCCUGCAGGACCAGACAGCUUGCAUUGGUGUCCUCUUUCCCAGUGCUGAGGUGGCUCUCCUCAUGCCUCCUGCCCCUGGGACUGCUGAUGCUGACUCUGCAGGCUCGGAUACCACCAGCCUCAUAGACUCAGAGCUGUCUCAGUCAGAGGACCGGGAGCUGAAGUCUGGUGCCUCCUCAGACCAGGGCCCAGUGAGCCCUGAGAAAGUCCUGCAGGUCAGCAGUGCUGAAAACCUGGGUGCACCCCAGGAAAGGCUGCAUGAUGAUGGAGCACUCCAGGACUCUGGUCCCCUUGCUCAACAGCCAACAGGGAAAAGCCAUGAGGCAGUUGAGUCUCUGCAGGCCAAGAAGCUGAGCAGAGCUCAGACUGCCAGCUCAGCAGCUGCGUCGAUGUCCCCAGCUGACAGGGCUGCUGCUGUGAAUGGACAAGGGGAGUCCGUGCCCUUGAGGAACAUUGAGGGCGACUUGUCCAGUGCUAUUCACAUGACCAAGGAUGCCACAAAGGAGGCGCUCCAUGCCACCAUGGACCUCACCAAGGAAGCUGUGUCCCUGACUAGGGACGCCUUCAGUUUGGGCAGAGAUCGCAUGACCUCCACGAUGCACAGGAUGCUGUCCCUGCCUCCCACCAAGGAAGCCGUGGCCAAGACAGAUGAUGGGGUGGCAGCCCCAGUGAGUGGAGGUGCUGCGCGGCUCCGUUUCUUCUCCAUGAAGAGGACCGUCUCUCAGCAGUCGUUUGACGGUGUCUCGGUGGACAGCAGUGGCCCUGAAGACCGGAUCUCAGUAGACAGCGAUGGCAGCGACAGUUUUGUGAUGCUCCUGGAGUCCGAGUCUGGUCUGGAGUCUGUCCCACCAGCAUCUGUGACAAGUGUCUUGGAUGACACUGGUGUUCAAGGGAGCCCUGUUCUGGAUAACUGUGGCCAGGGGUUGCCAGAGACCAACAGCUCGGUGUCAGCCAGUGGUGACCUCGUCCUUCACUCGGUGUCAGUUUUGGUACUGAAGGUGAAUGAAGUGUCAUUUGGGAUUGAAGUUCGGGGUGAGGACCUGACAGUAGCCUUGCAAGCCGAAGAACUGGCCCUGCAGCAGCUGGGCACUGUGGGCCUCUGGCAGUUUCUCCAUGGACAGUGCCCAGGCACGAGCUUCCAGGAGUCCUCAAAUCGGAAGACUGGCCGCAUCAGGCCUGCUGUGGGCCUGCGCUUUGAGGUGGGGCCUGGUGCCUCUGUUCAUUCCCCAUUGGCCACACAAAAUGGCUUCCUGCGGUUCUUACUUCGGGGCUGUGACCUGGAGCUGUUCACCUCAGUGCUUAAUGGUCUGGGGCCUUUCUUGGAGGAUGAGGACGUCCCAGUGGUAGUCCCGAUGCAGCUUGAGCUCCUGAACUCCAGUGUUACCCUCAAGGAUGAUAUCCCUCCCAUCUAUCCAACGUCCCCUGGCCCUGUUCCCAUCACUUUGGCAGUGGAGCAUCUUGUGCUGAGACGGAGUGACGAAGGUGUCUUUCACCUUGGUGCGCCUGCUCAGGACAGACCACUGGAUGAAAUACCUGAGAAGCAGCAGCUCCCACAAGAACAGGUACUCCUGGUGCCCACAGGACAGGAUUUGGGACUGCAGGAGAAAGACUUGCCUACCCUACAGCAAGAACUUAUGGACACCAAACAAGCACUGGCCAGCGCCCACCAGGACAGAGAGAAACUUCUCCAGGAGAUUAGGAAGUACAACCCUCUCUUUGAGCUCUGAUAGCAGCUUACCCAUCUGUGCCAAGGAGAGAGGCUAUCACCAGCAACAGCACCACCUAGGACAGAGGUGCCGAGGAGCCAGCAGGGCCGGGAGGGAGCACCCUCGUGUGCUUCCUGCUGGCUGCUAGCCUGGGUGGAGGACAGUGGAGAGCAUGGCUGCAUCCAGGAACUGGGAUAGCUAUGUACCUGGCCCUGCACCAUAUCUUGCCAUUAUGUAGCCUUGUAGCCCUCUGCGUACUAGAGGAAUCUUCUCUACACUGUAGAGCAUCUCAUGUCCUGGUUUCAUGGCAGUGAUGUUUGCUUCCUUUAUGGUGUGUGUGAAUAAUAUCCAUCUGAGUCAUGUGCACAGCCACCAAAGAUCCCAUGUCCCAGUGCUUCCUCUGGCAUAUCUAAAAAGUCCUUGGCUUGAGUUUUGGAGUAGAUCAGGAAAUAGCCCAGCCUCAGGGGUUGGGUCAGAGGAGGCCUGAGCUGAGGGAGCAGUGGAAUGGGAGCUAGGCUCAUCCCAUCUUGGCGAUGUCUUCAUUGUGAAGCUGUGACUGACUCGGCCAGGUCGUGAUCCCCGACACAGCAGUUGUUAGAGUGCCCAGCUGAGGGCAUGCUGAGGUGGGGUACAGUUCUGCCUGCUCCCACAGCUGUACCUGACAGGCUUCUUUCUGCACUAGGAGUUCUGGUCACCUGCUUUCCCAGCACUAUGACUUUCUGCCUUUGCUACAUCAGCACUUGGUAGUUUGGGAGCUAAACAUGUGCUCUGACCUAGUCGCGAUGCCUCAGUGUGCUGCCCCACUUCCUGUUACUAUGGCUUUUUCAAAUCAUGCUAUUUCACCUUAUGUAAACGGUCCAGGUUUCCCCCUGGCACUGUGAGAGAGCUCCCUUUCCUUCUGAUGGUCAGAGUUCGGCUCUAUGCUGAGCUCCAGGUAGCGCUGGCCGAGCAGAAGCAUCACUAACUCUCCUGUGUGGGGAGAUGGUCACUUGUGAUGCCUGGGGUUGAGGGCAGGGGAGGAAAAGCACCACCCUGUGCGUUCCGAGGGUAAAGGAAAACACUUAGGAACGAGGUUGCAUUUGUUUAGACUUGUAGGACUCAGUCAUGUUCUUCACUGAGGCAAAUUUCCAGACACAGUUCUUGCAGGAUUGUGGUUUGUUACACUUAGGAGACACAUUGCAGACUUGGGAACAUCUUCUGGAGACAUUGUUAGCAGUGAAGUUUCCUUGUUUCAGAUGUUUAUAAAUGACCAAGGACUUUAAAUGCCAUUAAGUGGUGCUGCUUCUAGACAGUGAAAAGCAGACCAGAAGAGAGAAACCCAGCCAUAGAAAAGUCCCGGUGAGCAGAGUUAUGAGAGUGAAACAUGACGCACAGGGAGGGAUGCGUGGCACACGUGUGUGACCGGACUCCCCCUGGCAUUACAAACACUACAGAAUUAAAGAUGGUGUACAUCUGAACUACUACUCCUACGGAAACGACUCAGGAAAGAAUCGAGAGCCUUGCUGAGGGAAGAGGGGCCGCUGUGAUGCUGUGCCUGGCUGCGUUCCCAACAUCAUUAGGACAGUGCUGCCACCGACAAGAGCCCUGGCUCAUGUAGAGCUGUGGGGCGACUUCAACCAUUGGGCAUGUCUACUGGCUUUAUUUAUCUAGAGCACAGAGAAGGGAAUGGAUGGUCAGAGAACAGGGAGAGCAGUCGGGGGUGUGCCUUGGAAAGUUGAGGGGAGCAGGUGACCACACACUUGGUCAAGAGUAGGGGAACCUAAUCUGGAAACAUUGUCUCUAGGGCUCUGUCACUGCCUCAGGGAGAAGAAAGCACUUUUAGUCAAGUUAGAAGCUUGAAGAGCUUGUCCGUGUUUCUAAGAUUUGUAGAGGGAAAGCAGGAGCCAGUAACUAGGAAAUAGAACCAUCUAACGUCAGGGUCGCUUGAAGUUCACAGUCACAUCCUCAUCCCUCUGGCAUCUCUCCAGGAGACAAUGUCUAACCCUUGGUGUGCUUUUCCCUCAGGCUUGCAGUAGAAACACAUUGUGUGGAGGAUAAUGCCUUAAUGGCCAGAAUAUCAUGAUUUGGAGCUGAGGGGUUUUGGGGUUCUUGUCCAUGUGAAAAUGGAGUUUUAGUUUAUGUGAUAUAGGUUUGGCCUUUGUGUCUACAAGUCAUCCCUGAAGAAACAUGAUAAAACUGUUAUUCCGUGGGUUUUCAAUUAUGUCACUUUUUGUAAUUCCAUUCCCCUGUGCACUGACUCAUGAGCCGUGAAAUGGCUGUGUGAAUCCUUGGGGUAAGGGUAGAAGACUGAAGCUCUGCUGUGAAGUUGCCGUUUGUAACAUGAAGUAAUACCUCAAGAGAACUUUUGGAGAGACAGCACCACUGUCCCUCCGAGACUCCAGCCACUGCACAUCAUCCUCUCAGCUGUAAAGCACUUGGCGCAGCUGUGUCACCUGGGAUUGUCUAGAUGUCCUGUUUACAUGCAUGUACUGGGAAUAUGCCUUUGUGUGUGUGCACUAGAGCUGAGUCCUCUAACUGGGCUGCAGAGAUGGCCAUCAAUGUCUACUUCACUGGAAUGACUAACGGAAUCUAUAAUGGAAAGCCAACAUAGGUUCUCUCCCCGUGUAUUCUGUGUGUGUAUUUCCUCUGACCCUUACUGUGCCGUGGGCUGUAAUCUCCAUGUUUCUGUACUCUGAAGGAAUGGUACCUGUGUGUGAACUAGAAAAAGAUGAGACCUCAUCUCACAGAUGCUGUGACUCAAAGAGAUGGAACACUGCAAGGAGUUCUCCUGGGUAGGAACUUCUAGAUUUCUAACAUCAGCGACUCAGGCCACAGAGGUGAAAACAGCUGUUUACUACCCAAGCUAGGGGAGUAACAUCUGGUCGAGAGCCAUGGCAGAUGUGACUUAAGUGACUGACUCUUGGAGUUUCAGAGGCCACACACAGUCCUUAAGGAGACUUAGGGCCUUGCCUAGGUGCCACCACAUCUUCUGCCAGGCCUUUCCAUUUCCCCAGUGUAGCUAUGAAGAAUGAAGAGGCAUUUCGCCCCAUGGCACAGGGAAGUAACAGUGAGACCUUUCUAAGUGGCCAGACUUGAUAUCGGCGCUUCCUGUCCUGCUAUUAUGUUCCUGCCUUAUCCAUUAUCCUUUAUCAAAACAGGAGUAGUUCCUACGUGUUAAGAAUUUCCUAUUGGAGUUGAGAGGGAAAAUCUUUGUUGUCAGUUUACUAGUUUUUGGUCAAGAUUUAGCCUGAGUCUUACAGCAUUCUUUGUGGAGUGCUCCACUGAAGUGUCUUCUGCUUUGGCUAAGCCAAUGAGUUUCAAUGUAAGCCACUAAAAGUCAGAUCUGUCCAAUUACAUGAGUCUGAGCUGUUUCCCUAACUCAGGGUGCUACAAACAAAAGACUUGCCCAGGAAAGCUUCAGAAGAGAACCACUUCCAACCCUUCCUGUGACACUCCGAAGUGGAGGGGAAGCAGGUCAGUGGAUUGCCAAUUCUAUCAGGUAGCCUUACUACUGCUAAUCACUGUCAAUAAAACGUCACUUCAUUCUCUGAGGAAAGCAGUGAGAAUGUAUACAAUGAACUGGAAUCCUAGUCAGUAUUGGGAGAUUCUUACGUUGCAAUAUCUGAUCAAACCCUGAGUGUACUGGUUCUGUGAACCACCUGAAAAGCAAAUUAAAAACUGUUAAGUGGCA
Messenger RNA from Alexandromys fortis (reed vole), 8183 nucleotides. It is a transcript of the gene Bltp3a, whose product is annotated as bridge-like lipid transfer protein family member 3A. The transcript has 21 exons. Gene Ontology annotation, molecular function: histone deacetylase binding. The record is from RefSeq and is a predicted model, not a curated record. NCBI's taxonomy places the organism in Eukaryota, Metazoa, Chordata, Mammalia, Rodentia, Cricetidae. Bases 215 to 4534 code for a protein of 1439 amino acids.